GAGCUGCAAUUUGUUCACGCUGCUUCCAAAGCAUCACAUAUCGCCCGUCAAGCAACGCAAUGUGAAGGUCAGAAUUAUGCCUAUCACUCUCGAUGCGGCGCACGCAACAGCUGAAACAAGGCGGUCCAAGUCAAUCACCGCACGGCCUGGUCCACGGGCAGGCAGCCAACAUGGCCACUUCCGCCCCAUCACCUCAUCGACUCGUUGGCGUCUCGACCAAGAUGUACUUUGACCUCGCCAAAACAGCACAGUACACAUCUCAGGUCCUCUCGCACUUGCAGCACUUUCUGCCGAAGCUUCAUCAAUCAACAGACGUCUUCCUCAUCCCAGACUUUCUCAGCAUCAUCCCUUGUCGCCAGGCGAUCGAGGAGUUCAACAAAACCGCCAGCCCGCCGGUCCCGCUCAUCCUUGGCGCGCAAAACACGCAUUACCAAGAUGCCGGUGCGUUCACGGGCGAAGUGUCUCCCUUGCAGCUCAGUCAGGCAGGUGUCAAGAUCGUCGAGAUCGGGCAUGCGGAGCGGCGGCGCUACUUUGGCGAGACGGACGCUUGGGUCGUGUUGAAGGCGAAGGCGGCCCUGCGGAACGGGAUGACGCCCUUGAUCUGCAUCGGCGAGCAAAAGAAGGAGGGCGGUGUGGAGAACGCAGUGGAGGAAUGCUGGCAACAGGUUUCAGGCGUGUUUGACGACGCAGACGUGCUGAAGGACAGCAAGAGCAAAGAGAUCGUACUCGCGUUCGAGCCAGUCUGGGCGAUCGGCGCCUCGGAGCCUGCGCCGGCAGAGCACGUUGUGGCCGUGACAAAGGCGCUGCGGCAAAGGUGCCAGGCGGCCAAAGGGUUCGAAGGUAGUGUCCGCAUCCUGUACGGCGGAAGCGCGGGUCCUGGCUUGUUCGACAAGCUCAAGGACGGCGUCGAUGGGCUCUUCCUCGGGCGUUUCGCGCAUGACCCCGAGAGAUUCGCCAAGACGGUCGUAGAAGUCGGCGGAGGGUUCGGGGUCUGAUGCCAACAUGUCGAUUUAUAGACUCCGCAGUAGAAUAGAUGAGGG
Messenger RNA from Tilletiaria anomala UBC 951, 1040 nucleotides. RefSeq names its product Triosephosphate isomerase. The record is from RefSeq and is a predicted model, not a curated record. The coding region runs from base 171 to 995 and encodes 274 amino acids. NCBI's taxonomy places the organism in Eukaryota, Fungi, Basidiomycota, Exobasidiomycetes, Georgefischeriales, Tilletiariaceae. Gene Ontology annotation, cellular component: cytosol. Gene Ontology annotation, biological process: glyceraldehyde-3-phosphate biosynthetic process; glycolytic process; glycerol catabolic process. The transcript has a single exon. Gene Ontology annotation, molecular function: triose-phosphate isomerase activity.